Molecule: messenger RNA, 276 nt
Organism: Meloidogyne enterolobii
Lineage: Eukaryota; Metazoa; Nematoda; Chromadorea; Rhabditida; Meloidogynidae
Source: the annotation of a GenBank genome assembly
UCCGACAACUGGAGCACCAUCAAGCACAGCUAAUGGGCUCUUAAAAUGCUUAAGAGCCCAUCUCUAGUAGCUAAAUAUCAACGCCUAAAUAACCCAAACCUCUCCUUCAUUUAUUCAUUUUAUAACACACUUAAGAAUUUAAUUCUAAAUCCCAUUUUAAUAAAAAUAGACUUAAAAAUAAGUAAAGAUAUUAAGGAAAAUAAAAAAAGUCAUGAUCUCAGAUUAAGGUCAAAUUUUUUGUUGAGAAAGAAAAAAAAAAGAAUUUUACAACAUUAA